ACUUCUGAAUAGUUCUAACUGAACCAAGCCGUUUGGGCGUCAGUAGUGUUGUCAUAUUCGGAAUAACUUCCUAUGCUCGAUGAUGAACUCCAAUUUUUCCCUAUAGACCCGAUAUUCUUGUCCAUAUGUUUUGUAACAGUAUUUUUGUACCUAUUUUUAAAAAUUCCCAUCAUUGUUCAUGUGAAUGCCGAGAUUGCGUGAGGUUCGGCCAUUUGCUUGUAAAGGGGGUGUAGUUUCUCUCCUGGCGCCUCGCUCCGGUAGUUUUGUGUUGUGAUGUGAAUGGUGAAUGAGCGCCCGGUGCGGAGGCAGUACAGUCAGUCCAUUCGCGCUGUGAUGCCCUUUAGUGGGAAGGUCCUGCCAGAGCACACAGACACACUCACAUCAGCUCAGAGGCAAACAAAGAAGAAAACUGCUUUUGGAAAGUGUCUUUCCUUUAGAGUAGCUUGUUAAUGAACUGGCUUGAUUGAUCGCGCACAGCAGCUGGAAGAGUUUGUGGGGCGACUGUUAGCGCGGGUUUCGGACUGUAUAUUUAGGAGAGCUCUUGUUUCAAUUGUCCUUUUCGCAGUCUUUAUGAGCUAUGUUUUUACUUUAAAAUGUUUGACGCCUUCUGAGCUGUUUUUUCCCCGGACUCGUCUGUAACAUGUGAAAAACUGAUUGACUUGGACACGCUGUAGAUUGGAUACGUUUGGAUCGUGCGAGUCAUAUACUAGUCAGCUUCUUCAAACCUCUUGAUGAUGUUUCUCAACUCUCAAGACAGAUUAAUGGUUUGAAGGGGAGGGAGAAGUGCAGUGGGAGACUGAAGCUGAUAUCCCUCUUGAAUGAUGCCCAUAGACAGACUCGCAGACAUGGAGGAGAAACUUCGUAUUUUGGAGGACCUUAAUAUGAUAUACAUUCGUCAAAUUGCCCUGAGUUUAAAGGACAGUGACAUCCAGAAGAAGAUCGACUAUGAGAUCCGGAUGCGUGAGGGGGCGUGUAAGCUGCUUGCUGCAUGUUCUCAGAGGGACCAGGCACUGGAGGCCUCCAAGAGUCUCCUCACCUGCAACGCCCGCAUCAUGGCCUACAUGUCCGAGCUCCAGCGCAUGAAGGAAGCGCAGGUCAUGCAGCGGGUCGCACGCAGGUCUUCUGAUGCAGGACCAAUGGAUGACCGAUCCCCAUGUAAAGGCAAAGUAGCCAUUUCAGAUCUUCGGAUACCUCUAAUGUGGAAGGACACUGAGUAUUUUAAGAACAAAGGAGAGCUGCAUCGGUGUGCUGUCUUCUGUCUACUGCAGUUGGGUGGUGAGAUCUUUGACACAGACAUGGUGGUGGUGGACAGGACCCUCACAGACAUCUGCUUUGACAACACAAUUGUCUUUAACAAGGCAGGCCCAGGGUUCGAGCUGCGGGUGGAGCUGUACAGCUGUUGUUCUGAAGAGGACUACUCAGCAGGCAGCACAUCACGGAAACUGGCCAGCAAGCUAAGCUCGUCUCUGGGCAGGUCAGCGGGAAAGAAAAUGAGGGCGGCCAUGGACCCUGGAGCCUGUAGCCCCACCAGCAAUGGAGGAGGAGCGACAAUCCUGCUGCCUGUACCCUCUGUACCGGGGCCCAAAUAUCACCUUUUGGCUCACACAACCCUCGAUCUCUCUCAUGUCCAAGACAGCUUCCGCACACAUGACCUCAACAUCACAGGAAAUGAGGAGUGCUCUUUCUGGUUGCCUCUUUAUGGCAGUGUAUGUUGUCGUCUGGCUGCUCAGCCUCAUUGUAUGACACAACAGAUGAUGAGUGGCUGCCUAAGAGUCAAACUCGGAGGUGAGCCACAAGGCUGGACAAAUGUCUAUGGUGUCUUAAAAGGGACAAAUCUCUUCUGUUAUCACCAAAAAGAAGACAUGGAGGCCAAGGUGGAGCCCGUCUUAACAAUUGGUAUCAACAAAGAGACAAGAAUACGAGCAGCAGAGAAGGACCCUCACAGCAAGGCGCAGAAUAUCUGUAUCACUAACCAAUAUGGAGGAGAGGAGGUGACGCACACACUUGCGGCGGACAGCAGAGAGGACGCACAGUGCUGGAUGGAAGCAUUCUGGCAACAGUUCUAUGAUAUGAGUCAGUGGAGGCAGUGCUGUGAUGACCUGAUGAAGAUUGAACUGCCGUCACCACGGAAACCUGCCAUAGUCACACCAAAGCAGGGCUCCCUGUACCAUGAGAUGGUUAUUGACACCUCUGACGACAUCGGCACGGUCACUGACAUCCUGGCGCGUCGUAUUAAAGAGUUUGAGCUGAGGUCCCAACUUGCAGCGCCGCCUCACUGGAUGUCCUUGUUCGAAGAAGACCCCCCAAGAACUCCCCUCAAUCAUCAGCACCGCCGUAUCGCGCACCUGCCCCCACAUUCGCCCAGCCCUCGCCUGCACAGCCGUCAACCCAGAAGCCCACAGUGCCACCGAAUGCCCGGCAUUCUCUCCUCCAAUGCCAGCCUGACGUCAGACAUUGACAGCCCGACCAGUGCCAACCCCUUCUACCGCCAGGCAUGGUCCUCCGACAUCCCUUGCUCUUCCAAUCGCAUCCGCCCCAGAACCCUCUCCCUGGACGCCAAGCUUUCCACUCUGCGCGGUCGAGGUUAUGCCGGCUUCCAGUGCACCUGCCAGCCUCCGUCCACUGGCUCUGUGUCUCCUCGACCCUCUCAAACUGCUCUGUCCUGCUCCAGUUCAACUUCUAGCAACAGCUCCAGUGAGGGAAGCAACAGCCAAGAGUCAGACCUGGGCUUCUCCAGACCAUCCAGUGCUCGCCGAAGCCUCAGGAAUCUGAGAGUCAAGCUGGACCCCAGGAACUGGAUGCAGAGUCAGGUGUAGCUUUCAUCCAUCUCCUAUGAGAGAACUUUACUGGUGUAUCAGAGCCAUCAAAUAUUCCUGUGUCCCCCUGGAAAGAACUGGGAUUCCUGAGGUCAUGUAUGCUCAACGGCUAUAAUUGCAUCCUCUUUUAAAUCUGUGAACAGGGACAGACUAAAUUAAAGGGAUAGUUCACCUAAAAAUGAAAGUUCUCUCAUAAUUUACUCACCCUCAUGCCAUCCCAGAUGUGUAUGACUUUCUUUCUUCU
Molecule: messenger RNA, 3060 nt
Organism: Myxocyprinus asiaticus (Chinese sucker)
Lineage: Eukaryota; Metazoa; Chordata; Actinopteri; Cypriniformes; Catostomidae
Product: rhotekin-like
Exons: 12
Coding region: 819-2816 (665 amino acids)
Biological process (GO): signal transduction; mitotic cytokinesis; septin ring organization
Cellular component (GO): actomyosin contractile ring
Source: RefSeq, a predicted model, not a curated record